AUCAUAGUGCGCCAGCGGAGGGGCGGUUCACCACAGCUUUAAAGGGAUAGUUAGCGCGAUGUUACUUGUUACUUGCAAAAGCGAAUAGUCGGCAUUGUUAUACUACAAAAAUCAUCUGUAGAAAUGACCAGGCGCAAUUUUGCAUGGAGUAACUAAAUAGGACGUCAGAGUUGAUGAUGUCAAAGCUGUCUCUGGCAGGAAAGCAGUCCUCUGGAAAAAUAAACAACUGGGUUGAACCGUCAUUUGGUGAACUGUUGGGAGGAGUGAAUAGGACACUGAAAAGGGGGCCUCUCUCAGGGGAAAGCAAAACUACCAAAUGGCCAUCAACUGGUGACCAAACAGAGAAACAAUCGAGGAAGAGGAAAGUAGAUCCUCAUGUGUCCAACAACCAGAUCAGUGUGUCAAGUGAAGCAUAUAAACUAGACCAGGAUGAGCCCUGGGUGGAUCUACAUGCACCCCAAUCACAGGCUGAAUUGGCAGUCCACAAAAAGAAAGUCGAAGAAGUUGAAAGCUGGUUGAGAGUUCAUUUGGACAAAUCAAAAAAGGGUGGCGCCAUUCUGUUGCUCACUGGGCCCUCAGGAUGUGGGAAGACAGCUACUGUUCAAGUUCUUGCCAAGGAUUUGGGUUUUCAUAUUCAAGAAUGGUCAAAUCCCUCAACCACCUCUCAGUACAAAAUGGAAGAUUUGUUCACACAAAGCUUUGAUCCAGAUUCAAGGUUUAACAGUUUCCAUGGCAGCUCACAAACAGGGUUAUUCCAAGAGUUCCUGCUAAGAGCCAACAAAUACAACCGUCUACAAAUGAGCGGAGAGAAACGCACUGAAGACAGGAAAAUAAUUCUUAUAGAGGAGUUCCCGAACCAGUUCUAUAGACAACCAGUGUGCUUGCAUGGUAUACUCAGGCAAUUUAUUAAGACUAGCCGGUGUCCAUUGGUCCUGAUUGUGUCCGAUAGCCUCAGCGGGGACAAGAACUCCAGGCAUCUCUUCAAGGAUGUUCUGCAUGAACUCGAAAUUCACAAUAUUUGUUUUAACCCUGUGGCUCCCACCAGUAUGAUGAAGGUCUUAAGCCGUAUUGUGACCAUUGAAGUGGGAAAGAGUUCAGGCAGGAUCUCUGUUCCUGAUAAAGCUGCUCUAGAUCUUCUCUGCUCAGGAAGCUCAGGAGAUAUUCGCAGUGCCAUCAACAGUUUGCAGUUUUCUUCAUUUACUGACAAUUGUCUAGAGAGGAGACUCUGGGCUUCUAAGAAAGGCAAGUCCUCUUCAGCAAAACCUGCUGUAAGGGCAAAGGGGAGGAGCAAGUCUUCAAAAUCAACAAACAUGCAGGUUGAAAGCCCAGCUAUCGGAGGGAAAGAUGCUUCACUCUUCCUUUUCAGAGCUUUAGGGAAAAUCCUCUACUGCAAACGUGAAAGCUAUGACGGCUCUCAAGCACCCAAACUGCCUCCACAUUUAACAGAUCAUCAGAGGGACAAAUUGCUUGUUGAUCCGGAACUUGUCAUUGAGCGUUCUCAUAUGUCAGGGGAGUUCUUCAACCUUUACCUGCAUCAGAACUACCCUGACUUCUUUUCGGAUGUGGAGGAUAUAGCACGGGCCAGCGAGUACCUUUCUGAUGCUGACUUCCUGACAGCAGAGUGGAGUUCAAGGUCGACUAUGUUGGAAUACGGCACAUCAGUGGCAACUAGAGGCCUUAUGCACUCAAACUCUUCUCGAGCAAAAGCCAACAGCCAGUCCACUGCCGGUUUCAGGCCUCUUCAUAAACCGCAUUGGUUUCACAUAAAUAAGAUGUAUCGAGAGAAUUACCUGACCGCGCAGUCGCUCUUCUUAAAUUUCUGCCUUACCCCUGUGAGCCUCCUGACAGAACUGGUGCCUUACCUUGCAAAGCUCACCAACCCAAUGAGAAAUCAAGCUCAAAUAGCCUUUAUCCAGAAUGUUGGGCAUCUUUCACAAAAGAGGGUUCCUGGAAGGUUGAGACUUGAAGCACUUGGUGACAAAGACUCAGGCAUUUUAGAUACCGACAGCGAAAAUGAUGAAUCUUCUGCUGCUCAGCACCUUGAACCAGGUACUACACCAGGGAAUGCCACAACUGAGUCCAACUUGUCAAAUAGCCAGGAUCCUCCUGGAGAACUUUCUGCCAGCCAGCCCCAGCCUGCAAACUCUGAAGCCCUUUUGGAUGAGGAAGAGCUCUUAAUUGAAGACUAUGACAGUGAUUGACUGAUCACAAGUUAUGGACUUAUUAAAUAUCACUUGCUGGCCUGAUGCAAUUGUUGAAGAUUUAGAUUGUUUUUGUUUUUAAGAUGGUAAUUAUUUGUAGAUAUUUAUGUGCUUCAACGCAGUAUGUUGAUGUUGAGAAUUGUUCAUAUGUUCUUGUUGAAAUGUACAUGUUUUGUACAUUGUUUCAGCAGGUUUUUUGAAAGUAUCUCUAAAACAGACAAUUUACAGCCAUAAUUUAAGUUUAAUGUUGUCAUGGUCUAACAGUGCUCUGGGGCUGAGAAGUAGAUACUCUAUUCUUCAGUAAAAGAGGUGACUAUAAUAAAUCAAUGUUUGCAACUUUGA
Pimephales promelas (fathead minnow) is the source of this 2543-nucleotide messenger RNA. RefSeq names its product RAD17 checkpoint clamp loader component (gene rad17). Gene Ontology annotation, molecular function: chromatin binding; DNA clamp loader activity. The record is from RefSeq and is a predicted model, not a curated record. Gene Ontology annotation, cellular component: nucleus; Rad17 RFC-like complex. Gene Ontology annotation, biological process: DNA repair; mitotic DNA replication checkpoint signaling; DNA damage checkpoint signaling. Lineage: Eukaryota; Metazoa; Chordata; Actinopteri; Cypriniformes; Leuciscidae.